Molecule: messenger RNA, 1817 nt
Organism: Petromyzon marinus (sea lamprey)
Lineage: Eukaryota; Metazoa; Chordata; Hyperoartia; Petromyzontiformes; Petromyzontidae
Source: RefSeq, a predicted model, not a curated record
CACGGCUCUCCGAACCUCCGAGGGAAAGCUGCGCCAGACCUCUCGAACCGGGCCAUCUUUGGCCCCUGAACAAAUCGCUGCCUUGCGCUAAAAGGGGAGCGGAGGAGCUCAGCCGCUUGGGGAGCCGCAGAGGAUCAAGCCCACCGCCACCGUCGCCACCGCCACCACCGCCGCCACCGGCGCCACCGCCGCCACCACCACCACCACCACCGCCCAGUCGGCGCCCCGUCAUGUCCUCGUCGAGCGCCCUUCCCGCCUCGCCCCCGGCUGUGGCGUCCGCGUGGGGGCCCCCGACGUUGCCGAUUGCCGCCGCCGCCGCCCUCCUCCUGCUGGUGGGCGCCGCGUCCCGGUGGGCCCGCGGGGCCGACAGCCGCCGGGGCCUCCUCCCGCCCGGGCCCCGCGCGUGGCCGUUCGUCGGGAACCUCCUCCGGAUUGACCACCGAGCGCCCUACGACGACUUCGUGAAGCUGUCCCGGGAGUACGGGCCGGUGUUCACCGUCUACCUGGGCCGGUCGCCGUUCGUGAUCUUGGUGGGCUUCGAAGCCGUGCGGGAGGCCCUGGUGCACCAGGCCAUCGACUUCUCGUUCCGCCCGUAUGUGCCGGUCUUCGACCGCAUGGAAAUGUAUGAGGGUAUCACGAUGGCGCACGGCGACAACUUCAUUUUGAAAAAACGCUUCAGCCUUAGCGUGCUAAAGAGCUUUGGAUUUGGCAAGCAGAUGUUCCAGGACAAGAUUUUCACCGAGGCCGGCUUCCUCGUCAAGCACAUGGCUGACACAAAAGGGCAAGCCUUCAAUGUCAGCGACCUGCUGGUGUCCGCCGUCUCCAACGUCAUCUGCUCCGUCGUGUUCGGGGAGCGCUUCGAGGAUGGCGAUCCGCAAUUCCUCAAGCUCGUCCAUUGCCUCGACGACGUGGCGAGGCUCCUUGGAAGCCGAUGGAUACAGCUGUACAACUCCUUCCCGUCGGUGAUGAAGCACCUGCCAGGCACACACAACCUGCUAUUCGAGAAGAAGAGGCUGCUCAUAGAGCACAUCCAGAUGAUCAUCGACAACCACAAGACGACGUGGGUCGCCGAGCAGCCGCGCGACUACAUCGACGCGUUCAUGGACAAACAGCAGCAGGAGUCGACCAACCCGGACAGCCCCUUCCACGCCAAGUCGCUCAUCGCCUGCACGGUCAGCUUGUUCAUGGCCGGCACGGAGACCCUGUACGUGUCUCUCCGCUGGGCCCUGCUCCUCAUGAUGCACCACCCCGAUACGCAGCGGCGCGUCCAGGAGGAGAUUGACAGCGUCGUGGGCCGCCACCGGAUGCCUGCCUACGCCGACCACACUUCGCUGCCCUUCACCAACGCCGUGGUUCACGAGGUGCAGCGCUACGCCAACAUGCUGCCCUACAGCUUCCCGCACGCCACGCCGAGCGACACCACCUUCCGCGGUUACCUCAUCCCCAAGGGAACGCAGGUGAUCCCCGUGCUGGGCAGUGUGCUCAAGGACCCCACCAUGUGGGAGACGCCCGACGACUUUAACCCGGGGCACUUCCUCGAUGCCGCCGGGCGGUUUCGACAGUGCGAGGCCUUCAUGCCCUUCUCCGCAGGUCGCCGUCUGUGCCUCGGAGAGUCUCUGGCCAGGACGGAGCUCUUCGUCUUCUUCUCGUCCCUGCUGCACGCGUUCACCUUCACCCCUCCGCCCGGCUGCCCGGCUCCCGCGCCCACGAGCCGGGAGACGUUCAUCCACGUGCCGCCCCAGUACCGCGUGCGCGCCCUCGGACGCCCUCCCAUCGCCUGAGCGUGCGAGGAGUGGGGGGAGGCGUGUGGAGUGGGG